This is a messenger RNA of Acaulospora colombiana, 1623 nucleotides long. The record is from the annotation of a GenBank genome assembly. NCBI's taxonomy places the organism in Eukaryota, Fungi, Glomeromycota, Glomeromycetes, Diversisporales, Acaulosporaceae.
AUGUAGGGGGUGAGGGUGUUCAGCAGGCCCUACUUCGCAUGAUGGAAGGAAGCAUCGUCACUAUUAACGCGAACAAGGGCAAUGAAAAUGGAAUGGGCCCACCUCCGGGCGAUCGGAGGGGACGAAAUCAUAAUGCCCCGAGCCAGGACACCUACCAAGUUGACACCAGUAACAUCCUAUUCAUUCUUUCUGGAGCAUUUGUUGGACUGGACAAGAUAUCGCAGUCCAUCGGAUUUGGGGCAACCCUCCCCACUCACAGCCAAGAAGAGGAUAACUUUACUCCAUUUUUUACGAAAAGCGGAGAAAAGGCUGAUAUCUGGAGCUUAGUUGAACCAGCAGUCAUCACCUCUCUCAAUCAGUUGACGAUUGCAGACCUUCUACGCAUCCUUACGGAAGUGAAAGGCUCAUUGGUAUCUCAGUACACCGCACUAUUUGGGUAUUCUGGUGUUGAGAUUCGGUUCACCAAUCCAGCACUCCGGGAGAUCGCUAAACUCGCUAAGGAGCGAGGUGGCGGAGCAAGGGGUCUCCGUGGCAUUAUGGAGACACUACUCUUAGACGCUAUGUAUGAUGUGCCUGGGUCGGGGGUAAGACAUGUCUUGAUAAAUGAAGCCGUUGUCAAAGGCAAAAAUUCGGCACUUUACUGGUCCAGAGGGGAAGGUGCUGCUUUCUGGCACGAUUGGGCUAUGGAAGAGGAGCAAGACGCGAAGAGUCGCAGUGUUGAGGACACUCAAAAGGAUAUAGGCGAAAACAAGACACGCUCUGAUAGCUAUGAUAUUCCCCCCAAAUUCGAUGUAACACUGGAACAGUUCGAAUCAUGGGCUCUAGAUCGACUACGCAUUCUAGCGGAAAUCGAGUCUUCGUUCGUUCGAAAUCGCAAUCAUGAAGAACUCAAAACUCUGGUGGUUACACAACAGAAGAAAUAUCUCUCGCUCAACAGCAAUACCGCAGCCAAUGUCGACAAGGACUCUGAACGCAAAAAGGACCAUGUUAGCCACUUUGUACUCAGACUGGCAUUCUGUCGUUCCGAAGAACUUAGAAAGCGCUUCAUUAAAGCCGAGAUGGCACUAUUUCGAAUUAGAUACGAUACAGACGAUCCCAGAGAACGGGCGGAAUUCCUCUUAAGCCGGGAUUUCGGGUGGAGUGAGGUAUCCCCGGCUGAAAAGGCUGAAUUGGAAGCCCAACUUCGUCUCUAUGUCCCUCCCUCUGCGGUCAAAGAUUUUCCAUCAGAGCAAUACUUCAAAGUGCCUUGGACACGUGUUCCCGAUUUAGUGGAGAAACGAAGGGUUUACCUUCGAGCCGGAAUUGCGUAUGUAGCCAAACGGGAGCAGUCGAGUAUCAUCUUCCAGCAGUUCCAAGCCGAGCUCGAAAGGGCCUUGGAGCUCACUGCGAGAGCACUCCCAAGAAUGGACGAGGAUCGCCUCACUCCGAUUCUGAAUCACCUAUCCAAAGGUUUCCUAGCAGGCAUUUCUUCUGAAUAUUCGAGUGCACCAGCAAGUGGUGAGGCGGUAACAGCUGAUAUGAUUGACGACUUAGCCCGAAGACACUUCCCUAUGUGCAUGCGAAGUUUACAUAACAACUUGAGGAAGGAUCACCACCUGAAACACCAGGCUCGACUACAAUACG